Messenger RNA from Plasmodium gallinaceum, 1056 nucleotides. RefSeq names its product mitochondrial ribosomal protein L46 precursor, putative. Lineage: Eukaryota; Apicomplexa; Aconoidasida; Haemosporida; Plasmodiidae. Gene Ontology annotation, molecular function: structural constituent of ribosome. The record is from RefSeq and is a predicted model, not a curated record. The coding region runs from base 1 to 1056 and encodes 351 amino acids. The transcript has a single exon. Gene Ontology annotation, cellular component: mitochondrial large ribosomal subunit.
AUGAUAAAAAAAGUUGUAGAAAAGAGCAUUUUAAAAAAUAUUUCGCAACUAAAUUAUAUGAGCUUAAUCAAUAAAAAUUUCAAUAAAUUUUUCCACCAUAAAGACAAUACAUAUUAUAGAAAGGAAUUAAAAAAAAAAAAUAUUUUAAGUGAUAAUAGAACUAUAUCAACUAAUAUAAAUAUAUCAGAGACAAAAGAAAUAAUAGUUCAUGAUAAAUAUAAAGUACAAGUUUCUCUAUGUAUUGAUAGAUUUCCCUUAAAUUUUGUUCAGGAAGAAUUUGAAAAAGAUUUUGAAAAAUUUAAAGAUGAAUGGCUUUUAAGAACUAAUAAUAAUUUAGAAAUAAGUGAAGAUUUUUUACAUAUGAAAUACAACUUAAGUUCCUUUGAUGAAAAGAAAAAUUCAGAAAAAAACAUCUUAGAGAAUAGUAUAAAUUAUGAAAAUAAAGAAAAGAGAAAGGAAGAUGAAGAUGAAGAUGAAUAUGAAAAUGAAAGUAAAGAAGAAAAUGAAAAAAAAGAUGAAACAGAUGAUUUGGAAGACUUAAUUUCUCUUGAAGGAAUGCAAAAUAUUUUUAAGGCAAAAGAAAAAAAAAAAGAUGAUGCAAAUAUAAAAGAAAAAAAAAAAAAUGAUAUUGAUAUAAAUGAAAAUGAUUACAAAAAUAUUAAAAGAAAACCAAAUAAUUUUUUAUAUUUACUAGUUAAAUAUAAAAAAACAAAUAAAUGGAUGUUUCCAUUAAUUGAUUUUAAAAAAAAUUUAACAAUUAGACAAAAUUUAAAAUAUCUAUGUUCUGAACAUCUAAAAUGUGAAAUGCCAUUUUUCAUUGGAUAUUGUCCAUGUACUUUUGAAAAAAGAAAAUUUAAAAUUCCCCUUCUUCCCAAUGAAAUUAUUGGAAGAAAAAUUUUUUAUUAUAGAGCUCAUUACACUAAUAAUGAAAAAAAUUUAGAUGUUGCAAAAAAUGAGUACAUAAAUGAUUUUGCUUGGUUAUCUCGUUCAGAACUAAAAAAUUUCUUGUCAAAAAAUAAAUAUCAUGUAAUAAAAGAUGCAUUACCAUUAACUUAA